AUGGCGACUGUGAUGGCCAUGGGCUCCUUCGCCGGUGCCGCCGUCCUGCCGCGGGGCUCGGCUGGCCGCUUCGGCGCCCGGUCUCUGCCAGCGCUGGGCCGACGCACCCUCAUCGUCAGGGCACAGACAAACAAACCCAAGACGAGCACCUCAAUCUGGAACGCGCUGGCGUUCAGCGGCCCUGCGCCGGAGCGAAUCAACGGGCGCCUUGCCAUGGUAGGCUUCGUGACGGCGCUUGGGGUGGAGGCAGGGCGCGGCGACGGGCUCCUCUCGCAGCUCGGCAGUGGCACCGGGCAGGCGUGGUUCGCCUACUGUGUGGCGGUGCUGUCCGUGGUGUCACUGGUGCCGUUGCUCCAGGGCGAGAGCGCCGAGGGCAGAGCCGGCGCCAUCAUGAACGCCAACGCGGAGCUCUGGAACGGCCGCUUCGCCAUGCUCGGCCUCGUCGCGCUCGCCGCCACCGAGAUCAUCACCGGCGCGCCUUUUAUCAACGUGUAA
Messenger RNA from Triticum turgidum subsp. durum (durum wheat), 495 nucleotides. NCBI's taxonomy places the organism in Eukaryota, Viridiplantae, Streptophyta, Magnoliopsida, Poales, Poaceae. The record is from the annotation of a GenBank genome assembly.